GAAAAGGUGUGUCAAUAAUUUGCUACAGCAACGUUUGUAGUGUCCUCAGUUGUAAGUGGUAAAAUAAUGCCCUUGUUUCAACUGAUUCGCGGCUCACCUCGAGGAUGGCGUGUAAACGCGUGGUUGUUGUUUUGUUUUUGCGUGGCGGUGUGUGAGUUUUUUAGUCCGGCAGUUUCGGGUCACACGCUUUACAGGCUGUCCCGAAGCGAGAGGAAUGGGCCCGAAAAUCAUGAGAUGUUAGGAUUUCAGAAAAUGCUCAGGCAGUUUAAGAGUCUGUUAAAGACAGUUGAUGCUUUCGCCUUGGGUGAGGUUGCCGCUGGUGAGCGGAGCCAAACACAGGAAUCCUCCAAUCAGACAAUGUGGAGAGCAGAGGACCCCGCCCUCCAGGACCAGCAGGCGGUGGAUCUGCUUGUAAUAAUGAAGAAGUUUAAAGACUCAAUGCAGAAAGGGUCUUGGUCUGGCCAGUAUGGAAAGGAUGCGAGGAACACUCUGGAGAUGAAUAUCCUGACAGACCCCUCCUACUCCCAGUCCAUUCUGCAAGUCAACCUAGUGCUGGGCCUCUUUUUCUUCCUCUUCAUCAUCAUCGUGUUGCUGUACGACGCGGUGUGCAUCUCCAAAGAGGCACGCAGGAGAUUAGCCGCCAUCGCUGCCCUGCGAAGUAAAAAGAACCGCGCAAAGCAUAACCAACCAGAUCCUGCGUUUUUUUCAAUGCUUGCUACAUCUUUUGUCCCUAAUGUGGGAGAGACACCCGUGUCAAAGGCGCCAUCUAGUGGUGAGGCUGCACCAGUGACUGCAACAAGUUUUAGGGAUAUUUCAGAAUUGGAGCCCCUAGAAAGUAUUCCGGAGAAAGCGGCUCUUGACCAGCACUUGACCCUGCCAGGUUACCCAAUCCAUUUUACCAUGGGAAAGGGCAUUGCUAAACACUUCCAGAAGCGCCAGGGCUCCAAAAACUCUGUCUCCUUUCCAGGGCUGUCUGAUGCCCCUGUGGAGAUCCUGCCAGGGUUCAGCCCCUCUGCUCUCCAGUCCAGCGAGCUGGAGAGCAUGGCACACUCCCUGGUGAAGAAGGCUCUCAGCACCUCAGCUGUGAUCAUGCAGGACGAGGAACCAGAGUCACCAUGCUAGUGCCCACACACACUGUAACAAACACUCGCUGUUACACACAAUCGCAUACACACACACACACACACACAGUCACUGUUAC
Messenger RNA from Polyodon spathula (Mississippi paddlefish), 1201 nucleotides. RefSeq lists its product as uncharacterized. The coding region runs from base 67 to 1122 and encodes 351 amino acids. Lineage: Eukaryota; Metazoa; Chordata; Actinopteri; Acipenseriformes; Polyodontidae. The record is from RefSeq and is a predicted model, not a curated record. The transcript is spliced from 8 exons.